UGCAGCUGGUAGCGGGAAAUCGAAACUCAAGCUGUUAAAACCGCUGCCCCUGCCCUUCGGAAUCGCAUCUCGAGACUAAGCGUCCCAGCCCGCAUCCCUCCCGCAGCGGGCGCCGGGACCCGUGGACUCAGAGCUAUGUUCACCCGCACUCGGGUGAUGGGCUCCGGGCUCGGCGCCUCUCCCGCCCCCGGCCGGGCCCGGGACCCCCCUGGGCGGCGCCCGGAGCCAGGCAGGCUGCAAGGUCCCAGACGCGGGGUGGAGGCGGCGCCCCAGAGCCCCGCGCAGGAGAGCCCGGGGCUCGCGGGCCAGCGGCUCCCAGGCGCAUAUACUGUCAUAGCACCAAAUGAAAACCGAAGAAAUCAGAUACAAAGGAUUGCUGAGCAAGAGCUACAGAGUCUUGAGAAGUGGAAGGAGCAACAUGGAGCGAAGCCCGUUAACCUGGCGCCAAGGCGGUUAGGUGGAAGCCAAUCAGAGGCUGAAGUCAGGCAGAAACAACAACUCCAACUGAUGCAAUCUAAAUACCAGCAAAAGCUAAAAAGAGAAGAAUCUGUAAGAAUCAGGAAGGAAGCGGAAGAAGCCAAAAUGCAAAAAAUGAAGGCAGUUCAGAGAGAGAAGAGCAAUAAACUAGAGGAGAAAAAAAAACUUCAAGAAAACCUCAGAAGAGAAGCAUUUAGAGAGCACCGGCAAUACAAAACUGCUGAGUUCCUGAGCAGACUGGACGCAGAGUUGCCAGACAGAAGUACCCGUCAAAUUGCUCUUCGUGACCCACAGUCUUCAGCUUGGAAACUUCCUGUCCUGCCUGGGAAUCACAGCUGGGCCAGAAGCCGGGCUUAUAAGGAUUCUCUAAAGGAAGAAGAAAAUAAAAAAUUGCAAAAGAAGAAGGAGGAACAACAUCAGAAGAGUGAAUUACUGGAAUUUAACCGACAGCAACAGGAGGAAGAAAGAACCAAAGCCCGCCAAGCUGAACACAGAAGGGUAAAUAAUGUUUUUCUGGACCGGCUCCAAGGCAAAAGUCAACCAGGUGGCUUCAAGCACUUUGGAGGCCAUUGAAAUAUGAAUAGUGGUGACAGCUGGGAUGUAUGAGAAAUACUUACUUACAUCUGUCCUUUGUCAACUGACCUGAAGAACCUCACUUGAUGAUUUUCCUUAAUGCUCCUUUGUUUAUCCUCACGGGUUUUAUCUUGACUUCAAUUGCCCAUCCACUUCUCUGAACAACUGGGGAUGACCAGUUUUUCCCUGUCAUUAUUUAC
Messenger RNA from Neomonachus schauinslandi (Hawaiian monk seal), 1250 nucleotides. RefSeq names its product epithelial stromal interaction 1 (gene EPSTI1). NCBI's taxonomy places the organism in Eukaryota, Metazoa, Chordata, Mammalia, Carnivora, Phocidae. The coding region runs from base 136 to 1050 and encodes 304 amino acids. The record is from RefSeq and is a predicted model, not a curated record. The transcript is spliced from 12 exons.